Cooperia oncophora is the source of this 264-nucleotide messenger RNA. The record is from the annotation of a GenBank genome assembly. Lineage: Eukaryota; Metazoa; Nematoda; Chromadorea; Rhabditida; Trichostrongylidae.
AUGUGUAGUGUUUCUAUCCAGAUUCACCUCCUCUGUCUACCACAACACCCGACUCCUGCUAAAUAUGGCGACUUUGAAGAGCUUCACUCAAAAUCUUUGGCUACCGUACUGUACGAUUAUAAUCCUCUUGAAAAUGAUGAGAUUGCGUUACAAAAGGGUGAAACGAUUGAGAUAUUGAGUGAUGCAGAUUCAUUGGGUUGGUGUACUGGACGGAGGAACGGAGAGGUUGGUCUAUUCCCUGCGAGUUAUGUGCAAGUGAUGUGA